AUCAUCAUCGUCUUCGUUUCUCGCUCCAGGACUUCACACUGCUAGGCUUUGGCUACCUCUGCUCUUCUUUAGACGUGCCUUGUAGUGGACUAGAUUCUGGACGCACAUUCUACUCACUUCCAACUGAGUUCUCUUCUGUCUGGAAAACCCACCUCUUUUCAUCAUGUCCUCCUCCGACUCGAAGAAAAUUGCUCUCAUCACAGGAUGCAGCUCGGGCAUAGGCGCCGCACUCGCCAGGGAAUUCCUCACUCAAGGCUUUCAUGUCAUCGCUACGGCGCGCAGGCCGGAGGUCUUGAGUGACCUCGCUGCCUUAGGCGCGACGACCAUCGCUCUCGAUGUCGCACGCGACGAGUCCGUCGAGCGCGCGAAGGAGGAAGUAGAAGCGAUCACUGGCGGCAAGCUCGAUAUCCUGGUUAACAAUGCAGGAAUGUCCGAAGGCCACAGCCCUGCCGCCGACCUCGACCUCGCGAACGUCCAAGCCAUGUUCAACACUAACGUCUUCGGCGCCAUGCGCAUGGUCAAGGCCUUCGUCCCGCUCCUUGUCGCUUCCGGCGGUGAUGCGCGUAUCGCGAACCUGGGUAGUGUGUCGGGCGUGAUCCCGUACCCCUUCGCAUGCGUGUAUGCAUCGACGAAGGCCGCGCUGCAUUCGUAUAACGAUACGAUCCGGGUGGAGUUGGCGCCGUUGGGGAUCAAGGUCAUCAACCUUUGCACCGGUGGCGUCCAGUCGAACAUCACCCGCCAAGCGCCUCCCCGGCCGCUCCCAGAGACCUCAUUCUACAAGCCGCUAGAGGAGCACAUACUGAAGAUUCGCAGGUCAACUGUAGAGAGCGAAGCCCUCCCUGCCGCCGAGUACGCGAAGCUGGUCGUCCGCGAGAUCACGAAGCCGAAGCCACGUCCUUGGUUCUGGGCGGGAUCAAGCUCGUUCAAGGUCUGGUUUGUCAGCACCUUCCUGCCCAGGUGGUUCAUGGACGUUACCUGGACAAAGAGGUUCAACCUCGUAGCGUUAGUUGCAAGCACGGCGGCGCAGAAGAAGAUUGCGUAGAUAUAUAGCUGUCGGGCACUUGUCUUAUGGAAGGUCAUAUAUACCAUUGCUAGCGCUUCAUGGCGAUUCGUAGCCAAGAGGCCUCAGGCAU
Messenger RNA from Schizophyllum commune H4-8, 1133 nucleotides. Its product is annotated as NAD(P)-binding protein. Gene Ontology annotation, biological process: phosphatidic acid biosynthetic process; triglyceride catabolic process. The record is from RefSeq and is a predicted model, not a curated record. The transcript is spliced from 9 exons. Lineage: Eukaryota; Fungi; Basidiomycota; Agaricomycetes; Agaricales; Schizophyllaceae. Gene Ontology annotation, cellular component: endoplasmic reticulum; lipid droplet. Gene Ontology annotation, molecular function: triacylglycerol lipase activity; acylglycerone-phosphate reductase (NADP+) activity. Bases 164 to 1042 code for a protein of 292 amino acids.